Messenger RNA from Coregonus clupeaformis (lake whitefish), 688 nucleotides. Its product is annotated as UPF0728 protein C10orf53 homolog. Lineage: Eukaryota; Metazoa; Chordata; Actinopteri; Salmoniformes; Salmonidae. The transcript is spliced from 3 exons. The record is from RefSeq and is a predicted model, not a curated record. The coding region runs from base 329 to 607 and encodes 92 amino acids.
CCGCGUUCAUGUGUUAGUCGUAUCCAUGUGAUAGUCGUAUCUAGGAAACUCAUACAUUUCCGACUUACUAUCUGGUAGAACGCGGCACGUGUAUAAUUACAACCACUUAUCAAGUCUGAAAUUUCCGAGUUUCCUAGUUCUGAUAGCACGUGAAUGCGGCAAACGUUGAGCUUCACAGUGACGUCACACCAAACUAGCAAAUUACUUCCUUGGAGAUGACGGGCGCGCUCCGUCGUUAGGGACACUGCUGUGCGUAAUACAGGUCAGCAAUUAAUCCAGGACAUUGAAGAAGUUUAGUUGGUAAUAGGUGUUAUCAGCAAUAGUAACAAUGCCUCAAAAUGCAAUAGUUAUCGUGCGCUACGGCCCAUAUGAAUCGUGUGGAAUCGUGGACCACAGAACGUUUCGUCUGAUUGGCCUCCAAGCUGCAUUGAAAGAGGAUGGACAUCAAAGUGUCUUGGAAAAAAUGUCUGAUUGGAACAAGGUGGAACUUGAGGUCAGUGGAGAAUGUGUCUACACAUGCAGCAUAAAACAGCUGGAGUUUGGAGGAGAUGGGAAACUGGACCCCCUAUGCAAGGAGGCCGUCACUGCUGUGCAGAAUGCAUACUGAGAUACACCCACACUCUACCAGGAGAUUGGUCAAGGGGAUGAAUCUAUGCUAAUCUAAUAGUAAACCUGAAGAGUAACACAG